Molecule: messenger RNA, 383 nt
Organism: Lentinula edodes (shiitake mushroom)
Lineage: Eukaryota; Fungi; Basidiomycota; Agaricomycetes; Agaricales; Omphalotaceae
Exons: 4
Coding region: 37-378 (113 amino acids)
Source: RefSeq, a predicted model, not a curated record
GCGCCAAAUGUCUCGCUUAGUCCAAGACAAGGUGGGAUGACCUUGCGUUCCUUGUGCUCUCUCUUGUGGUGGUCAUCUUGCGCCUUGUUGCGCUCGCUGUUCAAAACUGUCGAAAUUAUCAGAAACGCUAUCAGAAAGAUCUUUGGUACGAAUCGACGUGUGAUUAGUAUGGGGCGAGUUGAACUCGUGUCGGCUCGUACUCGUCCUUGCUCAGUUUAUUCAUUCUCUUUGUCUGGAAAGCUAUACUGUCCUUCUGUACAUUCUGAAAGGAUGUCCUGUCUUAUGAAGGCUCUUUUUGAGCACCAAAGGGCGGCUCACGGCCCCACUCAUCUCCAAGUCUUAUUAUUACGUCGUCGGAACCCCAGUGAUAUCAGAUAGUGUUG